This is a messenger RNA of Cololabis saira (Pacific saury), 6694 nucleotides long. RefSeq names its product cugbp, Elav-like family member 2 (gene celf2). Gene Ontology annotation, molecular function: mRNA 3'-UTR binding. The record is from RefSeq and is a predicted model, not a curated record. The coding region runs from base 277 to 2004 and encodes 575 amino acids. Gene Ontology annotation, cellular component: nucleus; cytoplasm; ribonucleoprotein complex. The transcript has 14 exons. Gene Ontology annotation, biological process: regulation of alternative mRNA splicing, via spliceosome; mRNA splice site recognition. Lineage: Eukaryota; Metazoa; Chordata; Actinopteri; Beloniformes; Belonidae.
CUUGAAAAAAGGGGAGCGAAUGGGAGAGGGACGGAGCAGAAUGUGACAGCUGCUGGAAGCGGACAGAGUGUGUGCGGCUGGCUACACUGCCUUCGGAGGAGGCCUCGGCUCUUUUUGCACCUGUCCCUCUCCGUCUCCGCGGCCAGCCGCAGUUUUAGGACGAGAGCGACGCUCCUUUAUUUUAUUAGGGAGGCGCGCAGCGGCGGAGGCGCACACACACUCCGACACACACACACACACACACACGCAGCACCGGCAGGCAGGCAGGCAGGCAACAUGACUUCAUCCUACAAUCUGGAUUUUCUGCCCGAUAUGAUGGUGGAGAGCCGCCUGCUCGUUCCCGGAGACAGAAUCAACGGUACAGCUGGAAAAAUGAAUGGGGCACUGGAGCAUUCGGACCAGCCAGAUCCGGAUGCCAUCAAGAUGUUCGUGGGGCAGAUCCCGCGCUCUUGGUCAGAGAAGGAGCUGAAGGAGCUGUUUGAGCCGUACGGAGCCGUUUACCAGAUCAACAUCCUCCGAGACCGCAGCCAGAACCCUCCACAGAGCAAAGGCUGCUGUUUUGUCACGUUUUACACAAGGAAAGCUGCCCUUGAAGCCCAGAAUGCACUGCAUAACAUAAAGACCUUAACAGGGAUGCACCACCCUAUUCAGAUGAAACCUGCAGACAGUGAGAAAUCUAAUGCUGUUGAAGACAGGAAGUUGUUCAUCGGCAUGGUGUCGAAGAAAUGCAACGAGAACGACAUCCGGGUCAUGUUCUCUGCUUUCGGACAGAUCGAGGAGUGUCGGAUCCUCCGGGGGCCCGACGGGCUCAGCAGAGGAUGUGCGUUUGUUACGUUCUCCACCAGAGCCAUGGCACAGAAUGCAAUCAAAGCCAUGCACCAGUCUCAGACUAUGGAGGGCUGCUCGUCUCCCAUCGUGGUGAAGUUCGCCGACACGCAGAAGGACAAGGAGCAGCGGCGUCUGCAGCAGCAGCUGGCGCAGCAGAUGCAGCAGCUCAACAGUGCGACCACCUGGGGGAGCCUCACGGGGCUGGGCGGCCUCACUCCACAGUAUCUGGCUGUAAGGGCCGCCGCCGUGUCGCCCACCUCCACCAUCACCUCCUGUUGCGCCCCUUACUGCAGCCCUGUGGCCAACGCAGCCACAUUGCUCCAGCAGGCGACCUCCUCUGGUAACCUAGGAGCCUUCAGCGGGAUCCAGCAGAUGGCCGGUAUGAGUGCUCUGCAGUUGCAGAACCUGGCCACUUUAGCGGCAGCAGCGGCGGCGGCCCAAAACUCAGCCAGCCCCUCCUCCGCAAACCCCCUGUCCUCCAACGCCGCCUCCCUGGGAGCGUUGGCCAGCCCAGCAGCAGGCACCACAGCCAACUCCAACGCCGGAGCAAUGAAUUCUCUGACCUCUCUGGGCACCCUGCAGGGCCUGGCAGGCGCAACUGUGGGCCUGAACAACAUAAAUGCACUAGCAGGUAGCAUCAACAGUGAGUAUUCACCCUGCCAUCAGCCACUCCACCUCCACCAACGACCAUCCACACCCAGCAGCAGCGUCGCCACCACCGCCUGUAUGGCGGCUCUAAACGGAGGCCUGGGCGGCGCAGGGCUCACCAACGGGACUGCAGGCACUAUGGACGCGCUGACGCAGGCUUACUCAGGGAUCCAGCAGUAUGCCGCUGCAGCGCUGCCCACCCUCUACAGCCAGUCUCUGCUGCAGCAGCAAGGGGCUGCCGGCAGCCAGAAGGAGGGUCCUGAAGGCGCCAACCUCUUCAUCUACCACCUGCCCCAGGAGUUUGGAGACCAGGACAUACUGCAGAUGUUCAUGCCUUUCGGAAACGUCGUCUCAGCCAAAGUCUUCAUCGACAAACAGACAAACCUUAGCAAGUGCUUCGGCUUCGUCAGCUACGACAAUCCAGUGUCGGCACAGGCAGCCAUCCAGGCCAUGAACGGCUUCCAGAUCGGCAUGAAGCGGCUGAAGGUGCAACUGAAGCGCUCCAAGAACGACAGCAAACCGUACUGAUCUUAGCACUAGGGUCUAUCUGCUCCCCCUGUUAGCACUGCUAGGAACAACACAUCUCCAUGCCUGUUAGCUCAUCGUUUGCCUAGCAUGUCUCCGUGGCGUCCAAAAAAACAAAAAAAAACUUCAAACAAAACAAAAAUCCAAACCCAAAAAAAAGUGUCAUCGUCCUCCUCUUCCUCCCCCGUCAUUAUUUUUUCUGAUGUCUUUUCCGAGCUCACCUGAUCAUAACCUGGUUCUUCUCCUCCGCCGCCUACUGACCUUUUGAACUUUUAGGUUUUUUUGGACUUUUAUGACUUUUUCUUUCUUUUUUUGUGUUGUUUUGUUGAUUUUUUUUGCAUGUGACCUCAUUUGAAACUGUUUUCUGGAAGGAUUUCUGGGCACAGAGGGAGAUGAAUAGGGAGGCGUGGGUAAGAAAAUUAAUGUGAAAAAGAUAUAAAGCUGCAUUCAUAAGAAAAACAAAAAAAAGACUUGAGAUUUUUAUGGAAAAACAAGUGUUCUUUUUGGAGAAAAAAAACAACAACAAUCUGUGGCAAAGUGAUUUCCAUUCAGUAUGUUUUCUUGCAUUUUUUUCCUCUUUUUUUGUCAGUUUUUUUUUUCUUUUUCAUUUAUAGUAAACUUGAAAGUUCACUACAGGAAUUGGCGCGCCAUCCUGCUUCUGGUUGUGGAUAAAAAAAAAUUUAAAGAACAGGGCCAGAAGCAGUCCGCGCCAGUUUCUCUGAGAAAUAAGACUACUUCCGAACAGUUUUGAAUAAAAAACUGAUCAAUAUUAGACUCUCUCAGAGCUCUCUAAUGGUUUUUACAUUUUUCAGGCAGUGUAAAGUUUUUUGAUAAGGCCAUUUUAAGUGGCUCUGUUUCUCAUUCAAAGUCUAUAUAUAGAACCACUUUUUUCUAGAGUAGUUUAAAGGUAAAAAUAAAAAAAGACAUUUGCCCUAUUUGGGGGGGAGAAAUGCUACCUACUUGUGUCACCUUUUGCUGAACUGACUCACAGAUAGACAAUCCGUGGUUUAAAUGCACAUGAUGAAAUGACCUAUAUUUUCUACUGUUUAAAUGUAUAGAGGAAAAAAAAAUACGAAGAUACCUGUAACCCGCGUUAACGUCGGUGCUUCUCGUGAGUUUAGUUGUGGUUUCAUCACAAGUCUAACGGUCUUAAAUGUCUCAUGUUUUUCAAGAGAAGACUAAAAAAAUCAGUUUACUUGAACAAUAGACAAAGCCUUUCAUAUUACUAUAACAGUUACUUGUUUUUUUUUUUCCUUAGUUUUUUUAAUUUUCUUUUUUUAAGGAGUCCCAAUUUGCUAAAUUUCUUGUUGGUUAAUUAGCUAUAUAAAAUUCCUAAAUAUAUAUAUAUAUAAAUAUAAAUAUAUCUAUAUAUAUAAUGUCAGCUUGUGAAGCAUCAAUGUCAUUAUAAUUUUAUUUCUUUCGUGGGAAACAAUAUUUAGAUGUGUUUUGUUGUUCAGCAAAAUGUCUUAUAAAGAAAAAAAAGACAAGAUCAGUGGAGUUUAGUGCCAAAUUCUGAAGGUACUUCCUGCCUAGCGCGUCAGUGUAUUUCUUGUGAAAUUAUUUGAUAACAUGGGUAUUUUAUUAUAAGUGUUUUGUAUGGAACCCUCAUAUUUAAAAUAUAGAUUUAAAAAAGAGUUUGUUAACUUGCUAUUCUGUGGUCUUGUUGCCUGAAAAUGUCAUGUUUGCUUUUUUCUUUGUAAAGAUGUAAAAAAAACAAAAAAAAGUGCCCAUGUGUCAUAUAUAUAGUAUAUAUAUAUAAAUAUAUAUCUAUACACACACACGAACACGGACACACACAUACACUCUCGUGCAGACCUCACAGUUUACUUUGUUAUUGUGCAUGAGAGCCCCUGAGUGUGAAAGUCUCUUCAGCAACCGCUACAACCCGCCGGCGUGCGUGCACACACACACACACACACACACACACACACACACACACACACACACGCACACAAUUCACACUCGGAUACUUUUAGCCAUUGUACAGCCGUUUCAUUCAUCAAAGCCUUACCACUAAUCUUUGCACUCUUGUUCUAUUUCUAUUAGUAUCUCGCACGCACAAACACAAACGUCAGACUUCGGCAUGUGUUGUUAUUUGGGGGGGUUUUUGUUUUGUUUUUGUUUUUUUUUUCUCCAUCCUGCUCCACAGCUGAAAGAGGAAAAAUUAAAAAAAUGGAGGUGAGAGUCCUACGCAAAGCCUUAUUUCUCCAAAUCCUCUCCUUAUCCCUUUUUUGUUCGGUUUAAAACAGCUCAGCGUCGCUGCCGUUUGUUUCUGACUGCGAGGAUCAUUACUGUUGUGUACACGGGCGUUUGCUUUCAUGAUGUAAGCACAGGGCAAGACUAGCUCACUCAGCCUCGAUCUUUUAAGGAAAAAGCACACGUCGUCGUCGUCGGACAGUCAGAGGACGCAGGCGGGACGGUCUGGAUUUUUCGCAGCUGAACUUAUCUCUUUUUCUCGUGUUUUUUGUUUCUCUUUUUUUUCUAAAUGAGUGGUUGUCAGACUUCUCCGUGUGUAAGUCUUGUGUUGUAGUGGGCCAAAAUCACGUGUAGAUGCCAAAGUGUGUUUCCGACUCUCUCAUAGUCGAGCCGUUUACAUGGCACACUGUUGUCAAGUCUAUCCAACUGCCCCCCGCUCCCACUCCCUGAAAGCCUAGUUUACGGUCUGCAAAAAAAAAAUUAUUAAAAAAAAAGAAGAAAAAAAAAAAGAGGCAGCAUUAUUUUCUACAGAAGCUCACCAGUCGCCUUAACCAGGGAGCAUCGUACCAGUAUUCCAAGACGAGAAGAUGUUGUCAGUCAGUGAUGUGUGCCAACUCUGGGUUCCCUUUUGUCUCCAGUGAACCUCCCUCUUGUCUGGGUUUCACUUUUCCAUCAGCUCAUCCACUCGGCCACACCAGAAAGACGGGGGGGAAUGAAAGGUUUGAAGGAUGCCGCUCUGCUUCUUGUUUCUCGGUUGUUGUCUCCCAGCUUAACGAGUGUUAUCAGGAGCAGGGAGAUGCCUUAUUGGAAUAGUGACAGGGGAAAUAAAGCAUCUCUGGGCUGGAGAGGAUGAGGAGAGCACAUCCGCUGGUCCUCACUGGCAAAAUAACAGCCAGAGCUGAGCUGAAGGUAAUACAGCUUUCGUGAUAUCCUCUCAAAGACCAAAACCCAAGCUUUAUCUGAUCUCAUGGAGGGAGGCAAGCAGACUUUAUUUGGGGUUUUUUGUACGCACAUGAGCCAAAAACAGCCAUAACUACCUGUGUGGCAGCUGGAGAGUCCCACUGACUGACCAGCGCGUGUGCAGGGGGUUUUGGAUCGGAGAGCUACAGCUGCACAUUUCACACCCUCACCUCACUCCAGCACAUUUCUUUACGUUUGGAGGCGCAACACAUUCUGUCGUUCAAAUCAACGCGCACCGCCAGCUUGCCUGUGUUAUCGCAAAACAUUUCACCUGUCCCCAAUAUCACGUCGCCAAUUGCCAAAUUGCACCGACUUGCACACAGCCCGACGUUGCACAGUCUCACGUGAAGCAUCUCGUCUUUGUGUUAAUGUCGAAGCACAAGAGGGUCGUGGAGGCAGAGUUUCUGUGGAGCGGCUCACCUCAGGGGCUGUCAUCGCCGAUGCUCGUUGUAAUCUUUCUAUCUUGUCACUGUUCACUUCUCUGUUCUCCUUCUCUCUUAAUUAUCUAAGUGCUAUUUAUCAAAAUAAUGAAAUUUGAAAGGAAAAAAAAAAAUCUAACUUGUCGUUUCUUUGCAUUAUGGCUUUUGUCAAGUUUUUUGAGGAAAGAAACGUUUUGUGUGUUUUUCUCUUUCUGUGGCGUAAAAAAGAGCUUGUUGUCCGUAGAAAUGAUCCGAUUUUUGUUGUUGCUGUUGUUGCUUUUGUUUCUUUUAACUCUCAGAAAGGUUUUCAGUAGUUUCAAAGUUAUUGUCUUGAGAGAAGCCAAAGUCAAUGCAUUUCAGUGGAUCCUGUAAGCGUGAUGUAUGUUUGUUUGACAACACUUCGAAAUCUGUCACUGGAUGGGAUUUAAAAAGUACAAAAAAUGCAGGCUUUCCUAUUUCUACAACUGAUUGUACUUAUGCAUUUUGUACCAGUGGAACUUUUUAUACUGGAGAUUAAAGGAUACAACAAAAAAAAAUCUUAGAAAAAACCCUGUCUGGCCUGGUGGUGUGGCCUGACCCUGACUGGUCCCCGAGUUUGAUUUCUAGCUGGCAUCAAGAAAGUUGGCUUUUGAUAUAAGAUUUUCUAGAAGAUCUUUGGCUUUAUUUCUUUCACUUCUUUUUCCUCACUUGAGUGUUGUUGUUUCUUUCAUUUUUUCGUUCUUUAGUUCUUUUAUUUUUCCUUAAAAAACCAGAGAGUAGGUGAGUGUCAGACUUUUCCUCUUUUUUUUGCCUUAUAAAUAGUUCUAGUCAGUUUGUCUAUACAACAGCGGUAAGUUUCAUUUCACUUCUGUAUUGUGCCGUCUACACGAUAAGACAAUUAUAGAAAAAGAAGGAAUAGAAAUAUUUAGUCACCUUCAGUGGAUUAAUGUAUUAGUUUCAUAAAGAUAUCAACUAAUUAGAAACUUUUUGCUUUUAGCUGUUUAGAUUUUUCCGGUUUCUCUGUCCUUCUCUGUGAACUAACUGUGUAGCUGAAGCAGUCAGAAUUAUUUUUGUAAACGUAUGUUCUUGUGUGAUGCAGUUUUUUGCUUCUGUCUCCUAUAUUAAACCAUUUUUCCUAA